Pelobates fuscus (common spadefoot toad) is the source of this 790-nucleotide messenger RNA. RefSeq names its product biogenesis of lysosomal organelles complex 1 subunit 3 (gene BLOC1S3). The record is from RefSeq and is a predicted model, not a curated record. Gene Ontology annotation, cellular component: BLOC-1 complex. The transcript is spliced from 2 exons. NCBI's taxonomy places the organism in Eukaryota, Metazoa, Chordata, Amphibia, Anura, Pelobatidae. Bases 126 to 680 code for a protein of 184 amino acids.
UGACGUUGCCCCACUUCCGGCAGGACUUGUCCAUUGAAAGAACGCCCCACUUCCGGUCACAACAGUGUUUUGGAUGCCUGCAAUGUUUGUACUGUCUGCCUGGGGCCGAAAUUCACAUAUGUGAGAUGUCUUUUCACGGUUACCAAACUGUUGUCAAGGGAGAAGCAUCUGAGACCGAUGAUGAAGAAGAGAUGUAUGUGACAUCAGUUGCACCUGGGCCAUUCUCUAGCCCUCAUGGAGUAAAAGUCCAGGGAGAAGCCUCUGAGACAGACGACGAGGAGGAGGAUUCUGAUGACACUCUGAAGACACCUUCCAAAGUGUUGGAGAAGAACCUUCCUCCAUUAGUGGUCAUUAGGAAUGAAGGAGAACAUUCUCCAGUUGGCAUCGAAGAGAAACCCAUUGUCAACAUUCAACAGCAAGGCCGUUACAGCACAUUGCUGCAGCAAAAACUUCUUGAGAGUAAUGCUCGUCUUUACCACGAUAUCAACAACACCAUCAGACAUGUCUAUCACACAACGACCAGUGAGAUUCGGACAUUGACAAGCCAACUGAGUAAUUCUCAAAAUGGUAUUAUAAAUGCAUCUCACAGCAUCCGACUGGCCCUUGAAGAUUUAAAAGGCGUUUCCGAGAAGAUUGACAUAAUUACCAGCUGUAACUUGCUUCCUGAUAUCCAGAUCUAGGCUGUUAAGGUGUCGUUUUUGGUUGCCCCGGAUUGCUUUCUCCAACCCAUGAGAUGUGAAGGGUCUUUAAAGUUUUCAGGAGAAUAAAUAUUUAUAUGGAGGGCUUGAAA